AUGACUCCUCAGCGACCCGGGCUCAAUUCUGUGCCUUGGGCAGUACAAACAUUAGAAGACCCACAUCUGCUUCCCAAGACUCCUAGAUGGGUGCGAAUGGGGAGUCUGGUCUCACGCGUGUCAUCGGUGCAAUUGGUCUCAUACUGGAUAUACUCACCAGUAUUGGUACCAGGCACAGAAGAAAGAUGUUACAACCGGAAAACUAUCGCGCUUGCUUCGUUGAGAUUUAUCAUCGCAUGGCCCUUGUUAUGCAUACUGAUGGCUGGGUUCCAAUCGUUGGCAGUAGACGAAGGAUACAGCCCUAUUACCUCUGAGUUACGAGGGCAUGGUCUAGAAUCACCCCGGGGUGCUGUCGCAACACAACCUCAGCAACGUUAUGCAGACGAUGUCCAACUGGACUCUGUGCCAAGCUCUCCAGUCGCAGCUCAGACAGAAACAGCAAUCAAUCUCACGACGGUCCAGCAGAGCGAGAGAGGCGAUUCUGUUCCGCCUCUUAUCCGCCCUACGUACCUCUGUUUGGUCAAUGACUUUGAGAAACGGACCUUUGAAACAGUCAAGGUGUCAGAGUACCUAAAAGAUCAUGGCGAUAACGUUGACAUUGAAUUCGUAUUCGUAUCAUACACUCGCGUUCAAUUCAGGGUUGCAACAGAUGACGAAAUCACAAACUAUACAUAUUCCUCCGAAAAAGAGAGGGAAGCAAACCGAAUCCUCGCAAGGAAUGACCGUCGGCAGCUGAUCAACUGGGGUAUCGAUGCAGCCAGGCGAGCGGGUAAGAGAGCCUUCUGGCUUGACUUUGAAUGCAUCCGUAACCAGGAUGGUCUCGCACAGUCUACAAGCAACAGUGAUGAAGUAUAUCAGAUCUGUGAUAUCAUCAGAGUCGCACAUUCGAUGAUUAUAGCUAUUGGUCCUCCUACGGAAGAUAAAAUAUCCCAAGGUACGGCACUGGCUUCAUUCGAUCCCGCAAAUGUGACCCCUUGGCUACGGCAGUGGGGUUCCCGACUAUGGACACUGCCCGAGCUUUUGCUCUGUCCUAUUGAGCAUCGAAUUCAGUUGUAUAUUACCGGUGAUACUGGUGAGCCCAGGUCAAUGGCCAAACGAAACUUUGCGGAACGUGCAUGGAAUGAUGCUGGCGCUGUACAAGAGCUGGUCAAUCAUUUCGAGGGGACCGCGACGCUCACCAAAGUCCAACUCAUCGAGGCUGCCUUCAAAUGCUUCUCCCGACGAAAGACCGAUCAGUUCAGCCAGGGAGAUAUAGCUUAUGCUAUUAUGGGUCUCUUUCCGCUUCGCCAACGUCCAGCUGUCAACGCAGAAGAUUCAGGUUUCCAAGCAUUUGCGAGGCUUGCCUUGGAAAACGAAUGUGGUGCAUUCUUGAACCGUCUCAUCUGUAUUAAUACACCAGCAGGUGCUCCCUGGCAUGAUACUACGGAUUCACUUGGAGCCGAUUUCAGGGACAUACAUGCCACUAGCACAGUCACAAACAUAUUGGGUACAGAUACAGUCUUACUCGAUGAUGUAGCUGGAGCUAUCAUAGAGUGGGACAACCUUAACCCUUCAUCAACCCCUGGAUCGUUCAACCCUCUCAACUUCUUCUCUGCAGCUUACCUCAGAUCGGUGGUCUUUGUGUCGUUAAUAGGUUACGGUGUCAGGCUUCUCGCUGGGCGAGAUCUGAACGACUUUCCCUCGACGAUAUGCCUCGCCCUCGCGCUACUUUUCAUCGUCAUUGGCGCUACGCUCGCCCCCACUAUACUGACUUCUUGUUCCCGAUCCAAGGCAGAAGAGUUACUGGGGAGUAGAUUGAUUGGUAUAGAAGGACAUCCAUCUGCCGCCGCAAUCGAGAAACAUAUCUGUGGAUUCAAUCACGGCAGGUUCAAGGCCACCAACCUUGAGCCUUAUUCGGACAUGCUUGAACAUCAACAAUCUACUCAAUCCCCAGCCGGAAAGUAUGCUUUCACACUUGUCGAGACCCGUAUGAUGACUGUCACCCAUUUCUAUAGUGCGGAGCCACCAGCUGCUGUACUUAUACUGGGAGAGGUGAAUGGUGCGUACCGUGAGAUCCUCUGCUCAUAUGAUACACAACAACACGUCUUUCGCCGUCAGUCAGUCCUGAGAACAAGCCGUCGAGGUAUUGGUCACUAUUCUCGAGCUUCAAAUGUACUCUUCUCCCUUGGUUUGGUUUCCCAAAGCCUGAAUCAUGCCCCAGUGAAUAAUCAUAGUGGAGAGAGUCACCAAGCAGAUGGGCGGGUCAAUGAUGCUAGUGAAGCAGUAAUAGACCAAGAAGCUUUAAAAGAAAAGGAUUGGCCAGGAUGUCGACGAGUCGAGUUACUGUUCAUCUACUUGUUCAUGGUUACUCUUCUAUCCGAUUCCAACUGGUGGUACGGCCCUUCACAACCUGGGUUUCAGUUUGGCGCAAUCUUCUAUGCCGCAUCUUUUACCUUAGCCCAACCAGCCUCCUACUUCCUUCUAUCGCGAGUUUCAAUUCUCAGAUGCUGGUCAAGUAUAGCCCUGUUGAAAGGACUUCACUUUAUCCCCUUGAUCCGCACUAUCUACAUCCAAUUCAAUGCCGUCCUCCUGCUAUAUGCCGUGCAGGGACUCAUUAGAGGUCUUGAACUAUCCUGCAUGGUAGCCAUUGUUUGGUCCUGUUGGAAACAAGUUACGCAUACUAGCCUCUUCCUCGUUCAUACGUACGCCUUUCCAGUGUUUAACGUUCGUCAUUGGAGUCACAUUAUGCUUCCUGCCGACAACUACUGCAUCAUAUCUCAUUGGGCGACCAACCGAGGUAACUUGGCUAUCCUUCAGUCAGAGGAUGUUCUACAGUCAAAGGUCGGUCAUCAACAAGCAAGAAUGUACAGCAGCGUGGACGUUACCACAGCCCAUAAGACGCCUAAUCGUUCGACCUCUACUGAUCUUCGCCAUUUCUACGAUCACAACCUUUGA
This is a messenger RNA of Fusarium coffeatum, 2934 nucleotides long. RefSeq lists its product as uncharacterized. The transcript is spliced from 6 exons. Lineage: Eukaryota; Fungi; Ascomycota; Sordariomycetes; Hypocreales; Nectriaceae. Bases 1 to 2934 code for a protein of 977 amino acids. The record is from RefSeq and is a predicted model, not a curated record.